AUUGAAAACAAACGUCACAUUUUUGACAUUAAUUAGUGACUGUCUUAUUUGCCUGCUCGCAUUGGGGGAAAAUAUUCUGUGAAAAAUUCUGUAUAUUUUCAACGAAAAGUAUUAAAUAAAUAUGACAGAAUUACUAAUCGAUCCAAAUAUACGAGUUUGGGUAUUUCUUCCCAUUGUCCUGAUUGCCUUUUUCAUUGGUAUCUUGCGGCAUUAUGUGAGCAUUUUGAUAGCCUCACAGAAAAAGGCUGAAAUCACUCAAAUCCAAGACAGUCAAGCCAUGAUUAGGGCCAGAUUGUUGAGGGAGAAUGGCAAAUAUUUGACCGCCCAAUCGUUUGCUAUGCGUAAGAACUUUUUCAACAAUGAGGAGACUGGCUAUUUCAAGACCCAAAAGCGAGCACCUGUACAGCAAAACUCGACUGCCAUGAUAACAGAUAUGUUGAAGGGUAAUUUUGUCAAUAUGUUGCCCAUGGUAAUAAUUGGUGGCUGGAUCAAUUGGAUGUUUAGUGGUUUUGUUACAACAAAGGUGCCUUUCCCACUGACUUUGCGUUUCAAACCUAUGUUGCAGCGAGGCAUUGAGUUGGCCUCUUUGGAUGCUGCAUGGGUUUCUUCGGCUUCGUGGUAUUUCUUGAACGUUUUUGGUUUGAGAUCUAUUUACACUCUGGUAUUGGGUGAAAACAAUCAAGCUGAUCAGACACAGGCCCAGGCAGAUGCUAUGACCGGUGCAGCCAUGACAAUGCCCCAGGAUCCCAAGGUAGCAUUUAAAGCCGAAUGGGAGGCCUUGGAAAUUACAGAAUAUCAGAAUGCAUUGAAAACUGUGGAUAGUGAAUUGCUUCAAUUGACCUCAUCCAGUGAUGUGGUGACUCAAGAGAAUAGCAUUAGACACUAGAAACCAUGGGCUUAAGGGAAAUUCGUAUAACAUAUUCCAUAAGGUUUUGCGUCGUUUUAUGCCAAUGAAUAUGCAAUUUAUGUUAUGUUUUUUCGUAUACAAUUAGCAAAGAUUUAUUUUAAUGGAAAUGAAAAACUUUCUGGAACAAAGGUGACAAACGCAGACAGCAUUUCUUUUCUUAGUCUAAAUGGCAACUUUUGAUGACAAAAGUUUAGGGUAAACAUUUGUGUUUUUCUUUACUAGAAUUUAAAUUUUAUUUAAAUAAAAAAAUAUAAUUUAUAAAAAUAAAAUUAUAUGAGAAUAUAUAACCAAA
Musca domestica (house fly) is the source of this 1199-nucleotide messenger RNA. It is a transcript of the gene EMC3, whose product is annotated as ER membrane protein complex subunit 3. Gene Ontology annotation, biological process: protein folding in endoplasmic reticulum. The coding region runs from base 122 to 886 and encodes 254 amino acids. The record is from RefSeq and is a predicted model, not a curated record. Lineage: Eukaryota; Metazoa; Arthropoda; Insecta; Diptera; Muscidae. Gene Ontology annotation, cellular component: membrane; EMC complex. The transcript has 2 exons.